Aspergillus pseudoviridinutans is the source of this 2643-nucleotide messenger RNA. RefSeq lists its product as uncharacterized. The record is from RefSeq and is a predicted model, not a curated record. Lineage: Eukaryota; Fungi; Ascomycota; Eurotiomycetes; Eurotiales; Aspergillaceae. Gene Ontology annotation, biological process: nucleoside metabolic process. The transcript is spliced from 2 exons. Bases 1 to 2643 code for a protein of 880 amino acids. Gene Ontology annotation, molecular function: catalytic activity.
AUGUCCAAUCCAGACCAGUAUACUGUUGGUUGGAUAUGUGCCUUGGAGACGGAAUAUGUCGCUGCCCGCGCUUUUCUCGAUAAGAGGCAUGGCCUACCGGAAAGUCUUUCGCCAAAUGAUAAUAAUCAUUACACACUAGGAGAAAUUGGGGGCCAUCAGGUUGUUAUUGCGGUUCUACCAGAUGGAGAAUACGGGACAUCAUCCGCAGCUAGGGUGGCUAGGGAUAUGGUGCACAGCUUUCCAAACAUCCGAUUUGGGCUAAUGGUUGGGAUUGGUGGGGGCGUUCCAACAAAACGGGACAUACGCCUUGGCGACGUUGUCGUGAGCUCAUCUCGAGAUGGACGUGGUGGUUUGCUUCAGUAUGACUUUGGUAAGGAGCUGCAAGGGCAAGGAUUCCGUCAAACAGGGUUCUUGAACCAGCCGCCGCCGAUCCUGCGGGCGGCCGUAGCUGGGCUCCAAGCGCAGUAUGAGGGGGAGGGCCAUCGAUUGAAGGAGAGCAUACAAACUUUGCUUGAAGGCAAUAAGAGACUGAAGCGAAAAUACACACAACCUCCUUCCGAAACUGACAGGCUUUAUGAAAGCCAGUUUACCCACACUCCAGGCAGUGAGGCAAGCUGUGCCGAGCUCUGUGAUAACUCAAAGUUGAUUAUUCGACCGGAGCGAACUGAGGAUGAGGAUGAUCCUGCUAUUCAUUACGGCUUGAUAGCAUCUGGGAAUAAAGUGAUUAAAGACGCAAUAUUCCGCGACAAGCUAGCGGCAGAGGAAGAUGUUUUAUGCUUUGAAAUGGAAGCAGCUGGACUGAUGAACCAUUUCCCUUGUUUGGUCAUUCGUGGUGUUUGUGACUAUGCUGACUCGCACAAAAGCAAGGAAUGGCAAGGCUAUGCUGCAAUGGUGGCCGCAGCAUAUGCAAAAGACCUUCUCUAUCAAAUUGUCCCUCAGAGGGUAAACGCCGAGCGAAAGGCUUGUGAGGUUCUUGACGGGAUCCAAAACCAACUGGACAAUGUAUCCAAGAAUGUUGAUCACAUUCAUUCAAUUACUAGCGCAUCGGCUAGGGAAAUCAAUGCUAUGGCACAAAGUAUCGACCUGAAGGAGUUACCGGUCGCUGGCGGAGCUGAAUUUGAAACGUAUAUGGACCAACAUGAAGAAGAAUGUCUUCCGGGAACCAGAAAGGAGCUUCUUCUUAGUAUUGAAGAAUGGGCCGUCUCACCCGAAGGAAAAUGUAUUUUCUGGCUCAACGGUUUGGCCGGGACUGGCAAGUCCACAAUAUCACGAACUGUGGCCAAAUCCUUUAAAGAGCAAGGGCUAUUGGCGGCGAGCUUCUUCUUCAAGAGAGGUGACGGAGAUCGCGGCAAAGCAGCUCGAUUCUUCACAACUAUUACCAAACAGCUAUUUACCAAAUUCCCAGAAAUACGCCCUGCUCUCUUACAGGUAAUCAGGGAUAAUCCAGGAAUCUCAGAUAAACCACUCAAGGAGCAGUUUAACGAGCUCAUUUACCAGCCACUCCACAGCUUGAAUCGACCAGAAAACCAGAGCUCACCUCUAGUGAUUGUGAUUGAUGCACUAGAUGAAUGUGAAAAUGACAACGAUAUCAGAGCCAUCCUCGGACUACUGCCGCGUGUUCAGGAGUCAAACUAUGCAUACUUGCGAUUCUUUGUCACCAGUCGACCUGAACUACCUAUUCAGUUAGGCUUUCAGACGAUUAAAGGUAGCCACCAAGAUUUAAUUCUUCAUCAGAUUCCCGAGCCAAUAAUAGAACACGACAUAUCCUUGUUCCUCGAACACAAGCUGGCUCAAAUUAGGAAGGAGCGUAUUCUUUCUACGGGCUGGCCUGGAAAGCCUAAUAUCCAAGCUUUGCUUACCAUGUCGGUGCCACUAUUUAUUUUUGCUGCCACCAUCUGCCGUGUGUUUGAGGAUCAUAAUUUGGACCCAGAGCAGUGUCUCACUGAGAUCCUCAAGUAUCAAAGCCAAGAGUCUAAGCUGGAUGGAACAUACCUUCCAGUACUGGACCGCCUUGUUUCUAAAUAUAGUGGGACAAGACGAGAGCAAUUAAUUCAGGACGUUCGACAAGUUGUUGGGAUAAUUAUCCUUCUUGAGAGUCCACUCUCCGUCACAGCCCUCUCAAAGCUCAUGGGGAUCGCUAAAACAUCAAUUAACGCCAGGCUAAGUUCGCUGCACUCGGUCUUGCAUAUACCAAAUAAUGAGACGCUGCCAGUGAGGCUCUUUCAUCAAUCAUUUCGUGACUUUCUUCUUGACUCCAACACCCGUGAGAAGACUCCAUUCUGGGUUAAUGAGAAUGAAAUGAACCAAAAAUUAACAGCCUACUGUCUUUCUGUCAUGCGUAGUAAGCUGAAGAAGAAUAUGUGCAAUCUUCAAAGCUACGGAACCGAGCGAAGAUAUAUUGACACCCAGUCUGUCAAUGACUGUUUGCCACCAGAGCUUCAGUAUUCGUGUCGUUAUUGGAUCCACCAUCUAGCACGAAGCAGAGAUCCCAAGAGUCAUAUUAAUGAUGUUUUGGCAUUUCUUGAUAAUCAUUUCCUUCACUGGGUGGAGGUGAUGAGCAUGCUAGGCAUUGUGUCAGAAGUUCUGGGAGGCAUUAGUACUUUACAGUUAGUAGUGCAGGUAAGUUGUUAUCAGGCCUUCUGA